GCCAACAUUAUUCGGCAGUCAAGAUUGUGAAGAAUUUUUUCGCCAUUUGAGAUCAUUGACUACUUUGUGUUCAACAAUUGUUAAUUUUCAAUGCUGGACUUAUUGCAUAGAGUUCAUAGAGUAGACUUUAUGAACUAUGCAGAAAAUAUACUGCAAUGUUAUGGAGUCAAUUCGAAGAAGAGUUCCAAAACCUGCCAGACAUUUCAACUUCCGGGCCUAGAGGAAAUCGAACAAACUGUUCUGAAUGCCCAAGUUGACGCUGAAAAUGAAAUGUUGCACCUGGGUCUUCAGGCUGUGCAUCCUAUCUCAGCCUCGAUCUCAGCAUUAUUUCCUGAAAUAAGGUCUGAAAUUCCUUUUGAAACACCCAUCACGAACGAAGAACGGAAUGAUGAUGAAGUCAAUACAUAUGCUGAUGCAGAUGUUGACUUGGAUGAUGAGCACAACUAUUUGGAUCUCGAUUUGGAUCAUUUGGAUAUAACUGUGGCUUCAAACGGUGAUUCCAGCAUGCAUGCCGAGAUGUAUGUACCUUUGGAUGUUGAAGAUGAAUUGCGGCUUAUGCUAGGAGAAAGCGCUAACAACAUUGAAAUUAAACAUCUCAUCAAGGAAAAUGUAUCAAUUAAAUCAUCACGACUGUACUUCAAAAUGCAGAAUUCAGAUGGAAAAGAAGUUUUUGUGAAAAAGUCAACUGUCGUUUGGUUGUUUAACAAUGUUAAGGAUACCGUUAGUUCAGAUCGCCUAUACCGUUUUGUUAGGAUUAAUGAUAGGAGAGUUGAUCCUAUUUUAGCCCAGUCUGGAGGAACGCAUGAUGAAAUUCAUAUUGGAGAUUGGUGUGAGUUUAAAUAUAGGGCACAUGGAAGAACACGAGUCGUGUAUGGUAAUGUGGUAGGAUUUGAAUACAUCAUCGGUAGAUCGAAGAACUACACGCUGCACUGCGCUCCAAUAAAACCACCCAGUGGCAUUGUGCCAACAGGAAUUUUUGUGUAUGCUAACUGGUUUGAACGAUGUGGCAAUGUAGCGAACAAAAUUCAACUUACUAACAUUGUAAAUGAUGGUCGGAUUGAUAUAGAUUUGUACAAAACACAUAUCCAAUCUCCAACAUUUAUAAACAAUGUUAUGACACUAGCUUGAACGCAGUUGUUUGUAUGAUUUGAAGUUUGACUAUUCUAAAUAUAUAAUAAAUACGAAAGGUUCACGACUUGAGGUUAAUAAAAAGAGAUCGAAAGAAAUAAAAAAAAUAGUUGAUAAUCAAAUAUUAAAACUCGGAUUUAAUUGAAUUUACACAAAUUGAAAAAAAUAACCCUGGGAAUAUAAACUUUAUAGAAUAUUCGGUAAUUGCUACACUAAGACUUGUGUAAUAAUUUCGGUAGUACAUAUUUAAAAAUUGUUUAUUCAUUAAUAAAUUGUA
Molecule: messenger RNA, 1405 nt
Organism: Toxorhynchites rutilus septentrionalis
Lineage: Eukaryota; Metazoa; Arthropoda; Insecta; Diptera; Culicidae
Exons: 2
Coding region: 91-1128 (345 amino acids)
Source: RefSeq, a predicted model, not a curated record